Messenger RNA from Hibiscus syriacus, 624 nucleotides. Its product is annotated as transcription factor bHLH19-like. The record is from RefSeq and is a predicted model, not a curated record. The transcript has a single exon. Gene Ontology annotation, molecular function: protein dimerization activity. Bases 27 to 515 code for a protein of 162 amino acids. NCBI's taxonomy places the organism in Eukaryota, Viridiplantae, Streptophyta, Magnoliopsida, Malvales, Malvaceae.
UUCUAAGAUUUCAGGUGCUUUCUUUAAUGGAAAUGGGUGUUAUGUUUGAUUUACAGAAAAUGGAGAAUCCCUUGUUUUUCGCACAAUAUCAAACGAUGAACCCUUUCGAUGACAUGGGUUUCGAGUCUGAAAGCUACUAUUCAUCCAUUAAUGAUGAAGCUUUUCAUCAUCAGGCCGUCGACGACUUCGAGAAGCCACCAUUAAAGCAAGUCAAGUUCAACAAGUGGAACCAUCCCACCAUGGCUUCUUCUUGUUCAUCAUCUUCCCAUAUAAUCUCCUUCCAACACUCCAAUUCAUCUCCCCCGGUUAUUUCUCGCCAAUACUACGGCCUGGACCGUGAUUUGCAACCUGCAGGAAAUACAAGGACUCCAUUACAUGCACAAGAACAUGUAAUUGCUGAAAGAAAACGCCGUGAAAAGAUCGCCCAGAGCUUCUUAUCUCUUUCUGCACUCAUUACUGGCCUCAAAAAGGUACAAUUUCCAACUCUUUACAUGAAGAUUACUGUUAUAUGCUGAUCUUAUAGGUCUAUAUAUUAUCGCCGAAAGACAAAAGUUCAAUUCUGGGAGACGCUAUCGAAUACUUGAAGCAACUUCAAGAGCGAAUGGAAACGCUGGAGGAACAAGU